This is a messenger RNA of Anisakis simplex (herring worm), 798 nucleotides long. The record is from the annotation of a GenBank genome assembly. Lineage: Eukaryota; Metazoa; Nematoda; Chromadorea; Rhabditida; Anisakidae.
AUGUCUAGAAUUGGACUUUUCGGUCAAAUAUCAGAGGUAACAGAGCAUUUGUAUCUUUCGGGCGCUGGCGUCCUCAAGCCAGAAAAACUAAAACAGAAGCAGAUCACUUGCAUUAUCAACGCUACCAUAGAGGAACCGAAUGCUUAUAUACCUGGAAUCGAUUAUUUGAAAAUCUCGAUUGAAGAUAACCCGGUUGCGAGAAUCGAUCAGUAUUUUGACUUUGUUGCAGAUAAAAUCAAAGCGAUAAAGGAUCGCGGUGGUAAAACUCUAGUGCACUGUGUGGCCGGGGUAUCACGUUCGGCAUCAUUAUGUAUCAUUUAUUUGGUGAAGUAUGAACGAAUGUCAUUGCGUCAAGCAUAUCAUUAUGUUAAAUCGGCACGACCAAUUAUACGGCCGAAUGUUGGCUUCUGGAAACAAAUGAUUGACUACGAACGCAAAAUUCGAGGUGCAUCGUCGGUUUCUAUGAUUACAUCAAAUCAGUGCGAUUUGGCCAUUCCGGAUGUUUACUGUAGUGAACUGAAGAAGCGAAUCGUGCAGAACAAGAGCAAUCCAAAGCACAUAACCACUGGAUUAAUCUCCAUGCAGAGUUUGUUCAGCGGAAGGAGUUCAUUACCUUCUUCAUUGUCAACUAUGACAUAUCGCCGCUCGGGCUCGCCAACAGCAAUAUCCUCAUCUUUCGUGCCAUCAUUUCCAUCCCGAUAUUCGAGUGUUUCAUUGCUCAAUCCAGCUCCAACACGACGUCGUGGUUCAAGUUCAUUGUUUGAGAAUUUGUACCAUUCAGAAUUUUCAGCGUUCUGA